UCAGGAGCAAAGAUAUAAACAAUAUGGAGACCGGUGAAACGCCGAAAGUGUUUGACCGCAAUUUAUGCCCAAUAUCCUGCUGUUUAAAGAGUAUUUUACUCUCAGGCAAUAUGAUAAGAUACAUGAAUGUGUCAAAAUUGAUGUAUGCAGAUCUUAGUUCCAAUUUAGAUAUGAAGACUGGUGGAUUUCCAUUAUUCCUUAGUAAAGAUGUGUUUGCCAGUUGUAACUUGACACAGAAUAAUGUACAAAGAAUCCAUGCUCGGUAUAGUAAAGAAGGACUAGCAACCAAAGUUACUUUUGAUGAUUUCAGAAUCGAUGGAAUGACACAAAACAAGGUCUGGUUUUAUAACAUCCAAGGUCUGUUCCAAGUCAUUUUCUAUUACUUCAAGAAAGAUGUCCAGAAAGAUUGUCUAAAGAUUUUAACAAACAUUUGGUUACAUCAUAAUGAAAAUCCUGUGUUAUCAGAAACAAUGGCAGUCAAGUUGGAUGAGGAAUCAGCCAGAAUAAACUUAUCAUUACUCGGACCAGCAUGGACGGAUAUAGAGUUAGUAAAUAAACAUUCCUCUGACGGGAAUACACAUUGUACAUUAAAUACACAUUUAAAUAAAAAAUUCUCAAUUCAGCAUAGCACUGAAAAUACAACGGGAUCACAAAAACAUCUGGAGCAUCUGAAUUCCAAGAGUGUCCAAGUCAUACCAGAUCAUGAACAUAAAACUAAUGAUACCAAUGACUUACAUUAUAGGAAAGGUUGUUCAAGUUCACAAAUAAUUCACAUUUCUUCUGGACAUUCAGACAAAAGAAAACAUACCUCAACCAAGGCUGAAGAGAUUUAUUUGAACAUGUCAACCCAGACUGAAAAGAUUAAUUCAAACAUGUCAACUCAGACUGAAGAUAUUUGUUUUAGCAUGUCAACAGAGCAUGGCAACAUAUAUUCAACCAUGUCAACACAGACUGAAGAGAUUUAUUCAAUUAUGUCAACAGGCAUUGUAGAGAUGUAUGCAGACAAUCUGAGGCAAACAAAUACUACAACAGUACAAACAGAUGGAAUAUCUGUAAUCUUAGAAAAUGAAAGCAGCUAUAACAUAGAAGAGGAGGAAAGUAUCUCGACACAUCCUUGUGUUAUCACAAAUAAUAGCAAACAAAAAACUAGUAUGGAAUUAAAAAGGACUAAAAAUCACUGUGAGCAAACUAGUGAAUUAACCAAUGACCAUCAACAAGGUAUUAAUUCACAGACAGAAAAUAAAAGUCCUGUGGUGAGAUGUCCAUAUUGUGUUUAUUUAAUUCAAGAAAAUACAAAACUGAAUCCUGAUUUAACAAAUUGUUUAAUUAAAUUAAAUCAGUUUCUUAUGUUCAUGUAUUCAGAGACAGACAAGGACUUUUUAACAUUAUUCUGUGAUGUAAUUUGUCUGUUCCUUGAUCAUUAUCCAAAGAUUAUUUUACCUGUUACUUUCUCUACUGAAUUAUUAGAGGAGUUCAGAGGUUGUGACUUAGAUAUCAGUAAAAAUGCAAUUCAUGAUAAAUUUUUAAAUUUUAUUUGUAAAUAUGUUGGAAAAGAAUUGAAUCAGUUUGAUUGUCAGAUUUCUGAAAAUGUUGAAAAGUUUAAAGAAAAUCAUAUUAAAUGUAUUGAUAACUUGCCUCCACCUGAAGAAAUCAUUGAUGAUAUAUUUCCAUUGUGUAUGAAAGAACUUAUAGUUCAUUGGAUGAACCCACAGAUUCAGACUUGUGUAAAUAUAUCAGAACAAAAACGAUUUAAAUCUUCACCAGAAAUUUUACCAGAUUUCCAUAUAAUACAGUUAAUAUUAGAAUUUGUGAAUAAUUCAUUAAUAUCAGGGGUAGCACAUGUAGUUUAUUCUAGAAUCAGAUCAAUAAAGUAUUAAUUGAAGUGAGAAAAGAAAAUGUUUUUAUUUGCAUUUAGCUCUGUUUCCAAAAUAAUAUUUAGCUCAUUAUAAAGCUUUAUAUUUUAUAAGGUAAAACUCCUUAAUGCUUCACACCUUGUAUACACAUAGAUUUUGUCAUGAAGUUUCCUAGGUCAGAUAUGCAUUUUACUUGACAUCAUUUUCAUGGUUCAGUGAGUGCUUAAAAAAUUUAGUCCCUUGAAUUUCUUAUACAUUAUGUGUAAUAUGAUAACUAAACUUCAAAGAUGGGAUCCUUGCAAAGUCUAAAUGUCCGUAGGACAUGGUUCACCUGACCUUGACCUCAUUGCAUGAUCAGUCAUCAAGGAUGAAGUUAAGUGGUCAAGUCCAUAUUUCAGGUGCUAUUAGCAAUAGAUCAAAUUUAUUUGAUUUAAAAAUAAGAAGAUGUAGUAUGAUUGCCAAUGAGACAACUCUCCAGAUGAUAUCUGGAAUGAUUGUUAGGUGUAAAUGGCAGGUUUCCUCCUACCUACACCUCAUGUUUAUGGUGUGGUCUUUUUCUCAGAUACAAUAAGCAAUAGGUAAAUUAUAUUUGGCGUGUGCAAUAAUAGUAGGGUAAACAUGUCUGAAAGCUUCCCCUGACCUUGACCUCAUUAUCACGGUUUAAAAGUUUUCAGCUAUAGGUCAUUUACAUCUGUAAAUGACCUUUUAAUGAAUAUAUAUAGUUUGUUUGAUUAUAUUCUUAAUCUGUUUAUGUGUUUCUGACCUAGGAGUAUUAUUCAUCUUUAAACAGCAAAGAACUUCAAAAUAUUGAAAUUACUGUUAACUGUUCCUUUUGUCACACACAUUUUAAACUGAACUGCAAGGUCAUUACAGAACCCAGGAACAUUUUAGGACAUACAUCAUCUUUGACACAAUUCCUAGCUACCCACAAAAUAAUUUACAUUAAUAACAUUGUAUUUGAUGCCUUCAAACCGCUCAUCAUAUAUUUGAACUCUUUAUCCAUGAUAUACUGGAAAUGAAAACCUUAAACUUUAUUUUACAUUCAAUGGACUGCAUAUGCUAUUAAAAAUAUUUGACAUUUCAUAUAUUAUAAUUUUUCAACACAUUGUAAAAUUGUAUUUCAUUUUGUAUUUUCAGUUUUUUACCAUUUGUUAGAUUGGUUCUCGAUUAAAGUAUCAGCACCUAA
Mytilus californianus (California mussel) is the source of this 3039-nucleotide messenger RNA. RefSeq lists its product as uncharacterized. The transcript has 4 exons. NCBI's taxonomy places the organism in Eukaryota, Metazoa, Mollusca, Bivalvia, Mytilida, Mytilidae. The record is from RefSeq and is a predicted model, not a curated record. Bases 24 to 1877 code for a protein of 617 amino acids.